AUGACUGUUAUUGCUAUUGCUGGCGGACUGGGGGAUGUCGCCCCCCGGCCAGGAGCAACGGCGCGGGAGGUGCCCACUGGCCUUCCCCUGCCAGUUGAGAUCGACUACUCUGUAGUCUCAGCAGUAAGCGAGACACUCAAGCAACUACAGGCUGACACGGUUAUAUCUACCUUGAACCUGCAUUGGCCGGGUGCCUCGGAGUCACAAAUCAAUUUGAUCCGGGGCGCUGCAGCUUCCGGGGUGGUUUCCGGAUUCUUGCCUAGUGAGUUCAACAUUGACUACAACGCAUCCGAGGAGUACGGUAUUGUCCCUUCUCAGAGUGGCUCUCCCAUAACCAUUUGUAUGCCAACAGUGGAUAUGCCAUAUCCACCAAGAGGCGAAUUCUUGCGAGCUCGCGAGGAGUUGGACCGGCAUCCAAACCUCACUUACAGUCUCAUCCGCAAUGGUUAUUUUAUGGACUACCUCGGGAUGCCCUACGUCGAAUCUUACCUCCAUCCCUUAUACAACAUCUUGGACCUCGCAGCUUACAAAGCCGUAAUCCCUGGCGAUGGUGAUGUUCCUGUCGUAUGGACGCACACCAAGGAUGUCGCGAAGUUUGUGACAGCUCUGGUUGGCAUACCAGCAGACCAAUGGCACCAAAAAACCUUCGUAUGGUGCGGUCAUUGCCGUAAUUUUCCACAGUCCUUAGAUCAUCCGUGGAACACUUUUUGUUUGUUUGACGAAACAUAUCUUAGUCGACUUGGGUGUGGACUUGGGGCGAUAACCCAAAUAAUUCGGUGA
This is a messenger RNA of Clonostachys byssicola, 780 nucleotides long. Lineage: Eukaryota; Fungi; Ascomycota; Sordariomycetes; Hypocreales; Bionectriaceae. The record is from the annotation of a GenBank genome assembly.